GGAAAUUGAAGCAUGGACAGUUGGAGAUUUUUGGCCGAAGUCUGGCUUUAGUCUCUGUGCCCAGCUGCACUGCCUUCCAACAAUCACGAAGUCCUGGUGCUUGAUGGCCGGGGCCAUCUCCUGGGUCGCCUGGCGGCCAUCGUGGCCAAGCAGGUGCUGCUGGGCCGGAAGGUGGUGGUCGUGCGCUGCGAGGGCAUCAACAUUUCUGGCAACUUCUACAGGAAUAAGUUGAAGUACCUGGCCUUCCUCCGCAAACGCAUGAACACCAACCCAUCCCGUGGCCCCUACCACUUCCGGGCCCCCAGCCGCAUCUUCUGGAGGACCGUGCGAGGCAUGCUGCCCCACAAGACCAAGCGGGGUCAGGCUGCCUUGGACCGCCUCAAGGUGUUCGAUGGGAUCCCACCCCCCUACGACAAGAAAAAGCGGAUGGUGGUUCCUGCUGCCCUCAAGGUUGUGCGGCUGAAACCCACCCGAAAGUUUGCUUACCUGGGGCGCCUGGCGCAUGAGGUUGGCUGGAAGUACCAGGCGGUGACGGCCACCCUGGAGGAGAAAAGGAAGGAGAAGGCCAAGAUCCAUUACAGGAAGAAGAAGCAGCUCAUGAGACUACGGAAACAGGCUGAGAAAAAUGUGGAGAAGAAGAUUGGCAAAUAUACUGAGGUCCUCAAGACCCAUGGACUCCUGGUCUGAGCCCAAUAAAGACAUUAUUCCUCAA
This is a messenger RNA of Choloepus didactylus (southern two-toed sloth), 712 nucleotides long. It is a transcript of the gene RPL13A, whose product is annotated as ribosomal protein L13a. Lineage: Eukaryota; Metazoa; Chordata; Mammalia; Pilosa; Megalonychidae. Gene Ontology annotation, molecular function: structural constituent of ribosome; mRNA binding. Gene Ontology annotation, cellular component: cytosolic large ribosomal subunit; ribosome. The transcript is spliced from 8 exons. Gene Ontology annotation, biological process: negative regulation of translation; translation. The coding region runs from base 259 to 687 and encodes 142 amino acids. The record is from RefSeq and is a predicted model, not a curated record.